AUGCGACGCCGGAAGCCCGCGGAAGGCUUCGUUCUAGGCGGCAUCUUUUUCUGGACAAUAAUCGCCCAUCUGAUUUCGUCAUGCCUGGCCAUACAGCUCGAGGAGCGGAUGGAGAUCGUGCGCAAAGUGCUGAAGGAAGUGCCUUUAAUCGAUGGUCACAACGAUCUGCCGUGGAACAUAAGAAAGUUUCUCAAAAACCAAUUGCGCGAGUUCCGGUUCGGCGAGGAUCUUCGCGACAUCACGCCCUGGUCGACGAGCGCCUGGAGUCACACGGAUCUGCGGCGCUUGAAGGAAGGGAUGGUUUCAGCACAGUUCUGGUCGGCCUAUGCCCCAUGCUCGUCGCAACAUUUGGACGCAGUGCAAUUAACGCUCGAGCAAAUCGAUCUCAUUCGACGGUUAGUCAAUCUGUAUCCGCAGCAUAUGGCGCUGGUAACCACGGCCGAUGGUAUCGAAGAAAGCCAUCGGUCCGGAAAGCUGGCCAGCCUGAUCGGGAUCGAGGGUGGCCACUCGAUCGGCACCAGCCUGGGCGUGCUGCGGACCUUCUACCAGCUGGGCGCCCGCUAUCUCACCCUCACGCACACCUGCAACACGCCCUGGGCGGACUGCUGCAAAGUUGAUGAGCCGGGCCGGGUGCCGCACAUCGGUGGCCUGUCCCACUUCGGCACGCUCGUCGUGACCGAGAUGAACCGGCUCGGCAUGAUCGUCGACCUCUCGCACGUGUCCGUGCCGACGAUGCUGGACGCGCUGGCCACCUCGAAGGCCCCGGUCAUCUUCUCCCACUCUUCCGCGCACGCCAUCUGCAACAGCUCGCGCAACGUGCCGGACCACGUCCUCAAGCGAAUCGCGGUUAACGGUGGGCUGGUGAUGGUUGCAUUCUAUCCCCAUUUUGUGAGCUGCGGCGAGAAGGCAACCCUCAAGGACGUCGUGGCCCAUAUUAAUCACAUCCGAGACGUUGCUGGCGUGGACCACGUUGGCAUCGGCGCUGGGUAUGAUGGAGUGAACUUAGUCCCGCAAGGAUUGGAGGAUGUCUCCAGGUAUCCCUACCUGUUCGCAGAACUGCUAGAAUCAGAACGGUGGACCGAGGAAGACAUAGCGAAGCUGGCGGGGAGAAAUCUUAUACGAGUUUUCCGGCAGGUCGAACAGAUACGGGACCAGCUCGAGGCCCAAGGAAUGCUCCCCAUCGAUCAAUCGAUACCACCGGAAGAUAUUCUGGGCCGCUCGUACUGUCGCUACUCGGGACCCCGCACGUGA
Anopheles coustani is the source of this 1251-nucleotide messenger RNA. RefSeq names its product dipeptidase 1. Gene Ontology annotation, biological process: proteolysis. The transcript is spliced from 8 exons. Gene Ontology annotation, molecular function: metallodipeptidase activity. NCBI's taxonomy places the organism in Eukaryota, Metazoa, Arthropoda, Insecta, Diptera, Culicidae. The record is from RefSeq and is a predicted model, not a curated record. Bases 1 to 1251 code for a protein of 416 amino acids.